Messenger RNA from Electrophorus electricus (electric eel), 4723 nucleotides. It is a transcript of the gene gpr137bb, whose product is annotated as G protein-coupled receptor 137Bb. Gene Ontology annotation, biological process: regulation of autophagy; negative regulation of bone resorption; positive regulation of TORC1 signaling. Gene Ontology annotation, cellular component: lysosomal membrane. The record is from RefSeq and is a predicted model, not a curated record. Lineage: Eukaryota; Metazoa; Chordata; Actinopteri; Gymnotiformes; Gymnotidae.
GAGAGAAAUUGAUACUGCUUGUGUGUGUGAGGGAACAGAGAGGGAAGGAGAGCGAGUGAGCAGAGGGAGAUGGAGGACGCUUCUCGAUCGGCAGAGGACAGGCGGGUUACCAUGGCGAGGGUCUCGGGGGGCAACGCGUCCCUCUCCCCGCCCACCCUAAGCCCGGCCGUGCCCCCGUACGUGAAGCUGGGCCUCACCGCGGCCUACACGGCUCUGUAUUCUUUUCUCUUCGCUUUCGUCUACGCGCAGCUCUGGCUGGUGCUACGCUACCGGCACAAGCGCUUCAGCUACCAGACGGCCUUCCUGUUCCUGUGCCUGCUGUGGGCAGCUCUGCGCGCCCUGCUCUUCUCCUUCUACUUCCGGGACUGCGUGACGGCCAACGCGCUGGGCCCCUUCACCUUCUGGCUCCUUUACUGCUUCCCCGUCUGCCUGCAGUUCUUCACGCUGAGCCUGAUGAACCUGUACUGCGCCCAGGUGUUUUUCAAGGCCAAGUCGAAGUAUUCUCCUCAUCUGCUCAAGUACAAGUUCCCUCUCUAUCUGCUUUUUGCGGGUGUGAGUCUUCUGUUCCUUCUGGUGAAUCUGGCUUGUGCUUUGCUGGUUAAGAUGACGGACACGCAGGUGAAGACCAUUGUCCUUGUGCGCGUCACCAUCAACGACUCCCUCUUCGUGCUCUGUGCCAUCUCGCUCUCCAUCUGCCUCUACAAGGUGGCCAAGAUGUCCCUGGCCAGCAUCUACCUGGAGUCCAAGGGAACUUCGGUGUGUCAGGUGACACUGAUCGGCAUUACAGUGAUCUUCCUGUAUGCAUCAAGGGCCUGCUACAACCUCGUCGUUUUGGCUCUCACUGACAUUGAAACCAUUAACUCGUUUGAUUACGACUGGUACAACGUGUCUGACCAGGCAGACCUGAGGUCUAGUUUGGGCGAUGCAGGAUAUGUUGUCUUCGGGGUGAUUCUCUUUGUCUGGGAGCUACUGCCCACCUCCCUGGUGGUCUUUUUCUUUAGGGUUCGCAAGCCAGCACAAGACAGGAGUGCAUCUGUCAUCCCCAGUCACGUCUUCUCCACCAAGCGCUACUUCUUUGACAAUCCCAGACGAUAUGACAGCGAUGACGAUCUUGCCUGGGGCUCCCAUCCUCAGAGCUCUUCAACAAGUUUGUCCACAGAAUGCUAUGACUGGGGUAGUCGAAGCAGCAGUUUCCUCGUGAACUUGGGAGGAGAGAACCAGUGGUUGUCUCCAGCCGGAGCAGCACUAAACCGUUAGCACCAGACCUGCAUGUUCUACCGCACUAUAUGGCCAAAAGUAUGUGGACAUGCUUCCGAAUUAUUGCCACACGCAUUGUCAGACGUACAAAAGCACACGGGCAUGCAAAAUCUCCACAGACAAAUGCCAGCAGUAAAAUGGGUUGUGUUGAAGAGCUCAGCGACUUUAAGCAUGGCGCUAUCAUACGAUGCCAACUUUGCUACGAGUCAGUUCAUGAAAUUUCUGCCCUGCCAAAUGUGCCCAGGGCACGUCUGGCUUAGGCAGACGCCAGGAGAACACUAUCCACUGGAAGGCAUAGUGCCAGCGGUAAAGUUUGGUGGAGCAGGGAUAAUGGGCUGCUCCAGUGGCCCGCACAGAGGUCCGACCUCAACGCCACUGAAAACGUUUGGGAUGAACUGGAAUGUUGAGAGCCAGGCCUUCUCGUCCUAUCAAUGCUUGACCUCAUAAAUACGUUUUUGAGUGAAUGGGCACAAAUUCCCAUAUACACAUUCGCAAAAUCUUGUGGAAAGCCUUCCCAGAAGGGUGGAGGCUGUCGUUUCCUGUAGACGCAGGGGGAGGCGUCACCUCCAAGUUAAUGUCGUUUUUUUGAACGGAAUGUCCAAUAAGUUUAUAUAGGUAGGGUGGUCAGCUGUCCACAUAUUUUUGACCAAAUAGUUAUGUGUAAAUUAAUUAUGUACUGCACCGCACUUUAAUGUCUGCAACAUCUGAGUAUGCACGCACGGUAGAUUGCUCUAGAAGUAUCCCUACAUUCAACAAACACAACAGACUCGCACUAUGCCCAGCAAGGAAGCAAACAGAGUGAGCUACCGUGUGAUCCCAGGAAGUGAUGCGUGAGCUAGCAUGGCAGUCUUGACCAAAUGACUGCGCUGGACUUUCUAAGGAAGAUUCUGAGAUCGAGUUGCACAGGUUGCACUUUGUCAUUGUGGACUGUAACAAAGCUAAGUGACGUUAACUAGUAUAAAAGGUACUCUAAUCAAGAUUUUCACAUCACCAUUUCAUUACAUCAUCACACCAUUUGCACAUGUUAAAAUGAAGACAUCAAAUGAUAUCCUGCAGUUGUCUUGACAGCUUUUUGACACAGACAAGAUAGUACUGAGGUGUGUACAAGUUUGUUUAAUUACACGUGGAAUCUGCAAGAUACUAAGAAAAUCUUAAUUAGAAUACUUUUAACUCCAACACUGGUGAUUUAAUGUACAAUCAAAUAUAGUCACAAUCAUAUUAGGAUCAUAAUGAAAACUAUUACCACAAAAUAAGCUGUUAUGUAUGUAAUCCAUGUUUGUUUUUAAGCAUUUGUAUUGAGAAAAACAAGGAUGUCAGGAAAAACACAGGCAGUGCUGUGUUCCAGUUCAUUCACACCUAUUAAGAUUAAGAAGGUGUCCUGUUUCUUGUGCAGUAUUUCAGGUCUUUCAUUUGUGCUCAGUAAACUCAUUUCUUUAAUGAAAUUAAGUCACUUUCAUUCCUUGGUUGAUUGAGAAUAUUUUAUUGGUCAGAAAGAUUGUGAAGGUUUGUUAAUAAAGAAAUAUUUUGGUGUUUAAAAAAAAAAGUGUAAAUGUCUGUUUUAGGCUUUAUGUUAUGAAUUAAUUUUAGUUUCAAGGCAAUUGAAAAAAAAUUGUUAUACACAAACAUGAAAAGUAAACAGAUGCUUGAUGACAGAUUUAUUCAUCUGUUCAAAUAAAUAGACUUAACAAGUAUACACAACAACAUAGGAGCAACUGUUGUAAAUUGACUAGAUACAGGUCUGAAAAGUUGUCCUUUUACAAAUUAUGAAAAAUUAGGACUGAAUUUUUCAAAAGCAUCACAUCACUCAACAGGUAACCAAGGUGGAUACUGGAUAUCAAGCUUUAUUGUUGUCCUUGCCGCUGUACAAAGGAAAUUUGUAGGAAAGGUUUGGAGCUGCAUCCAUCAAUAUUAAACAACAUUCCACACACCAUGUUUAAUAUCUUACUCAUAGCAUUUCUUUUCCAAAAUAUUUUGACUGAAAAUGUUCACCUUUUGCUCCAUUAACCUAAAGACUCCACAAGUGAAAGUCUUUGUAGAAGAAAAUACAUUUAGGAAACAGUCCUGGAUAGGCCUAUGAUGGAAAGUGACUGGGAGGAUUAACAUAUUUAGAAACACUAGCAAACUGACCUGAUUUUAGUUUAAUGGUGAACUGAAUGAUUUGCUUCCCCACCACCUUCUAACUGAAACUGAAUCUGCGUUUCAUUAAGCACCUCUACUGCCUCACAUACAUUAGUAACUGAAUACAGGUCAUCUUACACAACCUCACGUCUACGAUCUGUUUUGCAAUUUGUACUCUUCUUGGUUAGAUUACACGGCGUGUCCUAAUCAGCACAUAAAAAGAAAUCACAAUAUUUUCAAGGGACCUACAGCACAGUAGUGCGUUUAUGUUGGUUUGUACUAUGACACUUCAAGUACUUUUAUUUCUAUCCAAAUAUUCUUGCUCUGAAUUGACUUAAGUACUUCUGCUUAAAUAUCAUUUAUCAGUGCUUGUAUUACCACCGACAGUUCUGCUCAUUUCAGAAAUCCAGAGAAGAAAAUGGCAUUGGAGAAAGACAUUUUAGUCUGCUAAGGUGAGACAAGGUGGAGUGAGCGCUAGAAAGCAACACACUCGGGGCCGUUAAGGCAGACAAGCAGAACACUCUGGGGUUCUUAAAAAGGACGUUUUGUUCAUUGCCACACACAACCAAUCAUUACUACCUUCAUUAUUAGUUAGUAUGCUUUUGUCCCUGAAUGGACCACAGUUUGUGUGAGUGCAUCUUGCCAGGACAUUAUUGCAGGGUAGAGGCAAAAAAUGCCAAAACAUAAUAUCGAAUUAACUUCUACACUAAAAGUGACAUGACACCGACAGAAAAUGAACAAGGGGCAAAAGAAAAAGCAGUCUUUGGUCCAGUCGCAUUAUAAGGGAGAACUGCAUUUACCAAACUUUUCCAUUACAGCAGGUUGACGAGAUUCUCAAAGCACACAGAAAUCACUCUCCCAAACACAUACCCCUUCAUACAAGUAGUUCCUUUAACGUUAAAAAUAAAAACAGAAAAGCACCUUAGGUCCUACGCAAGAUGUUCGAAAGAGGGAAGAUCUGCCAACGUCUUGUAAGGUUCCAAGAAACAAGUCUUUGAGAAGGAGCAGCUAACCUGGUGGAAACCCAGCAUGCACUACAGUGACUGAAGGCCAGGACACUCUGAACUUCACCAGCCCUCGUGAUGUGCAUAUCAAGCAGAUCUGCCUUAUUUGGGGAAGCUUCUAAAAUGUCAGUCAUACACAGAUUCUGGUCUGAGUCCAGGUUCAUCAAUAAACUCUCUCUAUACAUGGCUGUAGUCAUGGGUAGUAAAGUAAAAAAAUAAAUGUUAAAAAAAAGGAGUAAUAAACCCAUUGCUUGUUAUGAGUUGCUCAGGUUUGUAACAUCACAAUGCUACAUUUUCCGCUUUAGGAAAUUUAUAACUUUAGAAAUGUAUCCAUUAUACAUAAU